CUCGAGCCACUACGAAUGUCUCGUGGAGCCGGAUGGUGGAGAAUGAGCCACCACACACCAGACACCACCACUUUUGCUCUCACGUGCCUCCACUUCUUUUUUUUUUGUAACACUAACACGUGCCUCCACUUAUUACCAAAAGAAAAGAAAGACAACGAAGAUAGAAAGUGUCUCUGUGUAAUAAUAAACCACUUUCCUUUUGCCUCCUCCCUUCGACUUUCCUCUUUCCGAAUUUCACUUUCCUCUUCUCACGAAAAUCUCACGAUCGCUCGAGAUGGAUCUACAACCAUCUUCCUCUGCUUCUUGAUCUCUUACUUAGGUCUGUUAUCUUCCCAGCUAGGGUUUGCUGAUUUCCCCCCAAAUAGUAUAGCUAGGGUUUACUCCAUAAGCUCUUUCAAGAUGGAGGACACCAACAGGUCAGUUGCUUCCCUCAUGGACUCAACAUCAUCCAAGAUCCAGCAGCUCCAAAAGGCCUUUGCCGAGCUCGAAAGCCAGCGCGCAGUAACGCUUAACCUCAAGUGGAACGAACUCGAGGAGCAUUUCCACGGCCUCGAGAGGUCUUUGAAGAGACGUUUCCACGAGCUCGAGGAUCAAGAGAAAGAGUACGAGACCAAGACAAGGAAAGCUCAAGAGCUGCUGGAAAAGAAGAAAGCAGACGUUGAGGCCAAGGAGAAGGCGUCGCUGGAGAGGCUUCAGAAGAAGAGAGACGCAGCUGUGUUUGCUAUCAACACUGCUUUGGAUAAGUACAACAACAACAACAACGUCAAGAGUACAGAAGCCUUUGCUUCUGCUGCUGAUGAUGAGGAUGUGGAUGGUACUGUGCAAGAUGUUGUUGAGGUGAAGGCUUAUCCAGAGUUAGUGAAGCUGUGCAGGGAUAUGGACUCAGCGGGGCUACACAAGUUUGUAUCAGACAACCGCAAGAACCUUGUUCUACUAAAAGAAGAGAUUCCUGUGGCGUUCAGGGCUGCGGCGAAUCCGGCUAGUUUAGUGUUGGACGCUUUGGAAGGGUUUUAUCCACCACCAACCAGUGAUGGGAAGAAAGACGCUAACCUCUUGGGAAUGCGGAGGACUUGUGUCAUGUUGAUGGAGUGCCUUGGCGUACUGUUGUAUGGUCUGGACAGUAACUCCGUUGCUGAUGUUCUCUCGGAAGAUGUUAAGGAUAGAGCUAAAGGUGUUGCGGAAGGAUGGAGUCCACUGCUGGAGAGUCUUGACAUGGAUGCUGCUGGCAAUGGUAACUCUUUGGAGGCUCAUGCUUUCUUGCAAUUGCUUGCCACUUUUGGUGUUGUUUCCGAGUUUGAGGAGGAUGAGAUCUUGAAGCUGAUCCCUAUGGUAUCACGUCGCCGUCAGGCUGCUGAGCUUUGCCGUUCUCUUGGAUUGUCUCAAAAAAUGCCUGGUGUGAUUGAAGUUCUAGUGAACAGUGGUAAACAGAUUGAUGCUGUGAACUUGGCAUUUGCGUUUGGACUCACCGAACAGUUCCCACCUGUUGAGUUGCUUAAAUGUUACUUGACUGAGGCAAGUAGAUCUACCUCCCAAGGCAGACCUGGCAAUGCAUCUCCUGCUGUUCAGGAUGAGUUCAGUGAGAGGGAGCUGACGAGUCUUAAGGCUGUGAUAAAGUGUGUGGAAGAGCAUGACCUGGAAGAGCAGUACCCAGUUGAGCCACUUCACAAAAGGAUUCUCCAGCUGGAGAAGGCCAAAGCUGAGAAAAAGAGAGCAACGGAGCCCACAAAGCCUCAGACAAAGCGACCACGUGGUCCUCAACCCCGGGCCACUGAAAACAACAACAAUAACAACAAUAACAGCAAGACAGGAUAUGGUAGAGUGAUACCUGAGAGGUAUCCGCAGUAUGUGUAUGACAACAGACCUUUCCUUAGGGGUCCAAUCAUGGCAGCACAAGCUCAUCCUCCUCCUCAGGCUUACAGUUUCAGUCCCGCUGCUGCUGCUGCUCAUGGAAACUUCUACGGAAACUGCUAUCAGUACCAGGCUCCUCCUCCUGCUUACUUUCACUAAGGUUGAUGGUGAAUGUGACCGUAACUCUUUCUCUUCUAUGGUGUUAACUAGUGGCAGCAGCUCUUUAACCCCUCCUCUCCUACUAGUCAUUUUCCUUCGAUGUUACAUUGUUUGUUGUGUAUGGAUGAUUUUAGUAUUUUUAAGGAUCAACCCUACUCAAAACAAAAAAACUCAGAAUUUCUAUUAAUUAUAUUUUCACUGUUGUAUUA
Molecule: messenger RNA, 2216 nt
Organism: Raphanus sativus (radish)
Lineage: Eukaryota; Viridiplantae; Streptophyta; Magnoliopsida; Brassicales; Brassicaceae
Product: FRIGIDA-like protein 3
Exons: 4
Coding region: 16-2007 (663 amino acids)
Source: RefSeq, a predicted model, not a curated record